AGUGACGUCGGUCCGGUGUUGUGUGCGGUCAACGGCAAGUAAAGUUGACCACCUGCAGGUUUGUACAGCCAGGUGUCCAGUCAUGUGGCCUGUAAUUUGGACAGCAGUGCGGACCUAUGCCCCUUACGUCACCUUCCCUGUAGCCUUUGUGGUGGGAGCAGUGGGUUACCACCUGGAAUGGUUCAUCAAGGGGACACCCAAACCUCGGGAGGAGGAGAAGGGCAUCCUUGAACUGAGGGAGGAGCGCAAACUGGAGGAACAAAUGGGAUUAGACAGCACCAAGGUCCUCAGCCUGAAAGAGAAACUGGAGUUCACGCCCAAAGCAGCUCUGAACAGGAACCGACCGGAAAAGAGUUAACCUGUGCUGCCGGGAGAGACACACGUAGACGUCGUCAGGUGUUGGGCACUCAGGAGGGGACGCACCGACCCUGCGUUCACCUUGACACAAUGUCCUGACUUGUGGUCCUGCAAAAGCUUUGACUGACACAUAAUGUUUAAACGUCACAUAUUUCAUCUCUUACUGAGUCCAGUCUGAGGUGGAUAUUUCUCUUUAGUUGUGCAGAGAUCGCGGAUUAAGUGGCUGCUCGGAAACGGCCAGACAACAUCUUCGGUUUUGUUCAUGUCUAGCUGUGGUACAAUGACAGAAAUAUUCUGUUUGAAUGCAUGAAUGUGAUUUCUUUGAUAAAUUAUUUUCAUGGAGCCAGCCUGUAGUAAUCUUAUUUUUUUCUUUUUAGUAAUUUUCUGCAUGUUUAGGGGGGAAUUUUGAUUGUGAUUGGAUGAGAGUUUGUGACCCCCACAGAAUUCUCAGAAUGCUGAAACUGUUCAGGGCUGUCCUGCUUUCACUUCAGGACAUCUGGCUGAUAUUCAGACAAUAUUAGAGCUCAGAUGUGCAAUCUUACUGAGAGUAUAAAUAAAUGAAAUGGGAGCGCUGAUAUAGUCAAGUUGCACUUUGUUUUAUGAGCAGACCAACAAAGUAAUAAGAGGGGCCAUUGCUUUAUUACAGAUGAAUUGUUUGACAUUAAAUUCAGAACAAAUGUGUUCCCACAUGAAUUAAAAACAAUACUUAAACAAAGGAUACAAAUUAAGAUCAAAGUUGGAGGAAGGAAGUCAUCACUUUGCCCGCUCUGGAUCAAGAAUGAAAAUGUUUCUGCAGGAAAA
Molecule: messenger RNA, 1158 nt
Organism: Thalassophryne amazonica
Lineage: Eukaryota; Metazoa; Chordata; Actinopteri; Batrachoidiformes; Batrachoididae
Product: small integral membrane protein 12-like
Exons: 2
Coding region: 83-358 (91 amino acids)
Source: RefSeq, a predicted model, not a curated record